AUGGCCAUUUGCCUGCGCUGGAAACCUGGAAUCUCUGAGAACCAAAUUAACUCCCCCUCCCCAUCUCCUGAAUGUAAUUGGUUCCACCUUCACUUCGGCAGUGCUUUAACUUUGUUUACUUUUCUCCUUAGAGACCUUAACAGUGUGAAUUGUGAUGAACUGGGACCUCUGCCUCCAGGUUGGGAAGUUAGAAGUACAGUUUCAGGAAGAAUAUAUUUUGUAGAUCAUAACAACAGAACCACACAGUUCACAGAUCCACGACUACAUCACAUCAUGAAUCAUCAAUGCCAGCUAAAAGAGCCCAGCCAGCAGCCUCUGCCGGCUCCAAACGAGGGGUCUGUGGAAGAGGGUGAAGAGUUGCCUGCACAGAGAUAUGAAAGAGACUUGGUGCAAAAACUGAAAGUUCUUAGACAUGAGCUGUCCCUUCAGCAGCCACAGGCAGGUCACUGCCGAAUUGAAGUAUCCAGAGAGGAAAUAUUUGAGGAAUCCUACCGUCAGAUAAUGAAGAUGAGGCCAAAGGAUUUGAAAAAGAGGCUUAUGGUAAAAUUUCGAGGCGAGGAAGGCCUGGAUUAUGGAGGAGUAGCAAGAGAAUGGUUGUAUUUACUGUGCCAUGAAAUGUUGAAUCCAUACUAUGGACUCUUCCAGUACUCUACAGAUAAUAUUUACAUGCUGCAAAUCAAUCCAGAUUCCUCUAUCAAUCCUGACCAUUUGUCUUAUUUCCAUUUUGUCGGUCGGAUAAUGGGUUUGGCUGUGUUCCAUGGACACUAUAUCAAUGGGGGGUUCACGGUUCCCUUUUAUAAACAGCUCCUGGGGAAACCCAUUCAGCUCUCUGAUCUGGAAUCUGUUGACCCAGAACUACACAAAAGUUUAGUCUGGAUUCUAGAGAACGAUAUCACCCCGGUUCUGGACCAUACUUUUUGUGUGGAACACAAUGCUUUUGGAAGGAUUUUACAGCACGAACUCAAACCAAAUGGCAGGAACAUUCCAGUGACAGAAGAGAACAAGAAAGAAUAUGUCAGGUUGUAUGUGAACUGGCGAUUUAUGAGAGGCAUAGAAGCACAGUUCUUGGCUCUGCAGAAGGGUUUUAACGAACUCAUUCCCCAACAUCUCCUCAAGCCUUUUGACCAGAAGGAACUUGAGCUAAUCAUAGGAGGCCUGGAUAAGAUAGACCUGAAUGACUGGAAGUCAAACACACGUCUAAAGCACUGCAUGGCAGAUAGCAAUAUUGUGAAGUGGUUCUGGCAAGCAGUGGAAACAUUUGAUGAAGAAAGAAGGGCAAGGCUUUUGCAGUUUGUGACGGGUUCGACGCGUGUCCCACUUCAAGGUUUCAAGGCUUUACAAGGCGCUGCAGGACCCAGACUGUUUACCAUCCAUUUAAUAGAUGCAAACACAGACAACCUUCCAAAAGCCCACACUUGCUUUAACCGGAUUGACAUUCCGCCUUAUGAGUCAUAUGAGAAGCUUUACGAGAAGCUGUUGACAGCUGUGGAAGAGACAUGUGGGUUUGCUGUGGAGUGAAAAAGCAACCAAAGGAAACAGAUGCUAGCUCAUGGACCACCAAAUCAAAAGCUAGAAGAAGCUUGCUGUGAACUUCCUGCUAAGCUGUCUGAAGCACCGGAACUCUGGACAACUUGGAGAUGGGUUGUUUCCCUUCCACUCUUGGUGGAUGAUGGUGGGGGCAGGGGCUUUUGUUGGUGGUUUCCAACUCUUUUUCUCCUUUGUUACAAUAAGCCCUUCCCUCUUCUUCCAUCCCCCAUACAAUGAAAUGCAGCCAAGUUCAGCAUUUGGCUUUGGAUACACAGGAUAUUCUGCUAGAUUUGUAACACAUAUUGUGAUCGGGUCAAUGACCUGUGGGUUUCGUUUUUUUUAAUAGGAGAUUCGCAGAGUAAUUAAGAAUGAGCUUGAUUUGCUGAGGACAUGCAGAUGGUUAGGUGUGCCCGGUUAGUUUGUCUAAAAUCAAGCUUGAACCCCGUGGAGUCCAGGUGCUGCAGUGUGUCUGACUGGCACAAGAAUUUGCAGUGCACAUUCUGAAAACCUGAUUAAAAAGUGAACUUCUAGCAGAAAUUACCUCCAUAUGAGCAUUUAACUGAAAGGCAAAGAAAUUCAAGUUCUGCCUUAGCAGGAAGCUCCCAGUGGAAGCUGUGGCUUACCUUGAGAAAAGCAAAAGAAUUGGGGACAGCUUAAAUGGUAUUGUAUGAUUUCUUUUUGGUUGUCCUGGCUGAAACCUAAUUGUUUUGCACAUGAAAACAGUUAUUUCCUCCUGCAGAAUUACUUUCCGUAGUUUGCUCAGAUAUAAUUACCUGCAGAGAAGCUUUGUAAGGAGGAGACAGAGGACAAAAUUUAUUCAAUUUCAAAGCUGUGAUUUCUGUGCCACUGUUUUACCUGAAAUGUUUUUGUGACUUCAUAUUUGAAGACUCAAAAUGGAAUGGCCAAACGCUCAGUCAACAGAGCUAACUUCUGUUCUGAUGUUUUUGGCCGUGUGAAAGGUUUAUUUGGAGGCUGUGGUAAAAGGGUAACCAUACAGUGAAUACAUUUUAAAUGUUAUGGAAAGCUAUUGAAAGGAUUUACGACUUCAGUUCUGUAAGGAUAAGAAUUUCUCCAGAGAGCCAUAGAAGGCUAUUUUUUCAAAUACCUGAAACUAAUAUUAAAAGGUUGAUUCUCUAACACAUUGCUAAGGUAACUUCCCGAGGGAAACAAAAGCAAAUCAAAUACCUGAAUCACUAACAUUUUUUCCAGUUUGCACUCCGAGAUCAGACAGUAUUUUAACAAAUAACACGGCUUCAGAAAGACCCAGUUAUCUGUCAAACAUGUCUAAACUUAAGUAAAGCAGGCUUGCUUGUAUAGGAUUUUUUUUCUUUGGCAAGCCUGAUUUUUAGAGAAAUUCAUUACUGAAACAUUUAACAGAUGUUUUUGUUUAUGGAAUAGUGCAUUGAAAUUCAGCUGUGGGUAAAAGAUUGUUCUUAGAAGAUGUCUACUGGAAUACUUCUAUUUUGUCUUUUUUAAAUUGAAUUUGAUAAUAGCUUUAAACUGUGAUAGGACAGAAAGUAGACACUUGCCAAAAUUCUGGCAUCAUUCUCAGUUUUGUUUGUUUGUUUUCAUUGACCAUAAUUCUUGUGAUUUGUGGUUGGGAGUGAGGAUUGCAUUGGAGGUGUAAAAUUGUACCAUAGUGUGAGAUUUGCACAGGGUUGCUCAAGGCGCUCAUCCAGCGAGACUGUACAGGACAGAGGAUACUUACACCCAUGUUCUGGAGGAAUCCUGUUGCAAAUGGGGACCAGUUUCUGCAGUACUGAUGACUGGGACACAAGUGAAAUCAUGUGUGUGUUUUGCAGAAGAGAAAGGAAAUAGAACUGUCUGGAGAUGAAGGUCUGUACAGUCUUGGGCUGAGCAGCAGAAUCCCCAUGGCCCUGGCUUUUCAAAAUGGCUGUGAAGUCGUACCUGUUCAUAGAGUGUAUUUAAUCCUUUCAGUACGUUUGAAUGUGCAAUAAACCAGUCAGAUAGGAAAAACACAACGUGGAUUAUUGCCCAAAAGCUUUGCAUGUAGUCUCAUGUGGAUUUUUCACUAAAAGAGUUGAAAAAACAGAUGCUAAAGCCCACCACUAACAGAAAUCCUAUCACGCAAGCUCUAAAACUGGCUUGGUAAAAACCAAGUGAGGUGAAGGUGAAGGCCCUUUAUUUGGAAAUCUAUAGGUCAAGUAGCUUUAUGUCAACGACACAGUUGACAUAUGAUAGUUCCUAAUGUCUUUCCUAGGUCAGUGUUUUAUUGAAUGCACAAAAUAAGAAUAGGCAAGGAUUGUUGUUUGCUGUAUUUAAAAGCCCUUGUCAAGGUACCUCCUCCUUGCUGACAAUAAUGAGAAUAGGGCACCGUCUUUUUAAUUGUUUUAGUUCUUUUUUAUACAGCUUCACCACCUCUCCCAUUGUGUUGUCUUCGCAACUUUGUGCCACUUCAGUGAUGAUGAAGACCUUUUUUUUGUAUUGUUCUGUAUGUGCAUUUGAGGCAGGCCUUAAAGAUGGAUGGAUGGAUGGUGGAUGGAUGGAUGGAUGGAGGAAAUAAAGAAGCAAGGCAGUAUGGGUUUUAAGUAAUGAUUUCUUCUUCCAGUGGCUGGUUUCAAGGCCAGGGAAGGAUGAAACGCAAACAAGAGUUUGCAUGGCUCAAGCUGUUGACUCUAUGAGGUCUUGGACGCUGUUCUUAUAACCUCAGCUGUCUGAAUCUGUGAGUGUGUUCAUUCCCAGUUGGUCUGCCAGCACUUGAACUGGUUGUUACUCCUCAAAACUUGCCCAAAGAAUAACAUAAAGUCUGGUGUCCGUUCAGUCGUUCCACGUUCCACCUUGUGCACACAUGCGUCUUGGAUCAGACCUGAAGGAAAUACAAGGUACAGUGUGUCUUUCGUUCCUGUCCUAAAGGCAAACCUAAAAGCUGGUCCGUUGGCACAGACCUUCAGUGCUUGCCCUGAUACUGCUCAUCAGCCUAUACUAUAUGCUCAGGGAUGUAGGAAACCACCACUUUGCUCGUGUUUUAAAUCGGGAAGAAAUGAGGCUGUUUUAUGAACGUUGGCAUUAACUUGGGCAUUAUGUUAGACAAGACCCUGCUUCAGAAAGGCUGCUUGAAGCUCCAGGGGGUGAAAUCGACGUUUGCUCAGCAGUAUGUACUUUGUUCAAGUUGAGGUGGUUGUGAAAUCCAAUAGAUUUUGUAAAUUAGUGAUCUGGCCACCAGGGCCCUCUGUAGCUCAGGUUCAGGGCCGCGUGGCACAGCAAGUUCCCAGAAACACAGUAUGGAUCUGUUUUUAAUUUGUUAAUUUUUGUUCCUCGACCACUUUAUAAUGUAUUUUUUUAAUUUAUUAUUUUGUAAUGUCAUGUUUAAGUAUUGCUGCUAUCCUUGUUAUUCUUCCCACUGUUUUUAUUGCAGAUUUAUUUUGUGAAAGUUGUACACUAAUGUUUCAUUUUAUGUCUAAAUCAAAGUAUUUAAAGAAAUACUAGUUCUAUUUAAUGUGGUUAUGGAACCAGCUGGAAUAAACAGUGAUUGUAUAGUAGGCUGGACCCAGGAGGUCAUGUUCAUUUUUGUUACAUAUGCAAUAAACUCACAACUUUAAA
This is a messenger RNA of Meleagris gallopavo (turkey), 5088 nucleotides long. Lineage: Eukaryota; Metazoa; Chordata; Aves; Galliformes; Phasianidae. The record is from RefSeq and is a predicted model, not a curated record.